Poecilia reticulata (guppy) is the source of this 1198-nucleotide messenger RNA. Its product is annotated as fucolectin-1-like. Lineage: Eukaryota; Metazoa; Chordata; Actinopteri; Cyprinodontiformes; Poeciliidae. The record is from RefSeq and is a predicted model, not a curated record.
AAGAGUACACUACGUUUUGAAAUGUGAUUGGACAGUUAGAGAUAUUUACAUGAGAAAAAGCGUUUUGUGACUGAUCAAGUCCCAAAAAGUCUGACACUGAUGAAAUCAAGAAUCAUGAGACAAAUGAUCCUGUUUCACUUACUGCUCUUCUUUCCGAUGUAUUCAACCCAAAAUUAUAUUUUUUCAGAAAAUGUGGCUUUACGUGGCAAAGCCACUCAGGCUCGGCGCUACAUUGGAGAAUGGGAUAUUUUUGGAGCUGCUUCUAACGCCAUUGAUGGGAACACAAAUUCUGUCUUCAGAGACGGAUCUUGCAGCCACACUGAACAGCAGUCCAACCCCUGGUGGAGAGUGGACCUGCUGGACUCGUACGUCGUCACCAGAGUCAUCAUCACCAACAGAGAAGACUGCUGUGAAGAGAGGAUCAACGGAGCAGAGAUUCGCAUCGGAAACUCUAUACAAUUCAAUGGCAUUGAAAACCCACGGGCUGCUACAAUCUUCUCCAUUCCAAGAGGGGCCUUUAAAGUAAUAGAUAUUCUUAACCGCAUUGAGGGACGUUAUGUCACUAUCGUAAUACCUGGAUCAGGAAAGAUUCUGACUCUCUGUGAAGUGGAGGUCUACGGGUACCGCGCCCCGACCGGUGAGAACCUUGCUCUUCAAGGCAGAGCCUCACAGUCAUCACUGAAUGGUGUUUAUCUUCCCUACAACGCCAUUGACGGGAAUCGUGGCAACCAGUUGAUUAAGGGGUCCUGCUCACAAACCUCAAACGACUCCAACCCCUGGUGGCGAUUGGAUCUGCGCAAAACACGUAAAGUGUUUUCCAUAAAGGUCGUCAACCAGGAUUCAGCUGAAGAACGACUCAACGGAACCGAGAUCCGCAUCGGAGAUUCUCUUGACAACAAUGGCAACAACAAUUCCAGAUGUGGUGUGAUCACCGUUUCUCCAGGAAAGAGUCUAUAUGAGUUUGACUGUAACGGGAUGGACGGACGCUACGUGAACAUCGUCAUCCCGGACAGGAGCGAGUACCUUACGCUCUGUGAGGUUGAGGUUUACGGCUCCACGCUGGAAUAAAGCCUGUAGUGGCAACAAGUUGCUGUUUUGUGUUACAACUUGCAACAUAGCAAACAGCAACACAAAACAGCUGUAUUAUUCUGCUUAAUAAAAAGGCUAUUAAUUUUACUUAAAAUAUUCUUUUGCUAUU